GGGAGGGGGAGCCGUCUGCCUUCCGCUUCUGGGCUGGAUUGACACACAAUGAGGAGCCGAGGCAGCGGAGAGGCUCCGCAAACACCGCCGUAAAUAAAGACAACAAACACUGAGGCCAGAGAAACAUGGAGAACCAGUGCACAGUGCAGGUGAAGCUGGAGUUAGGUCACAGAGCCCAGCUCAGGAAGAAAGCAACAUCAGAAGGUUUCACCCACGAUUGGAUGGUGUUUGUCCGAGGACCAGAGACUGGUGACAUCCAGCACUUUGUGGAGAAAGUUGUCUUCCGCCUACAUGAUAGCUUUCCUAAACCUAAGCGAGUAUGCAAGGAGCCUCCGUACAAAGUGGAAGAGUCAGGCUACGCAGGCUUCCUCAUGCCUAUUGAAGUUUACUUCAAAAACAGGGAGGAGCCAAAGAAGGUAUGUUUCAACUAUGACCUGUUUCUUAACUUAGAGGGCAACCCUCCUGUCAAUCACCUCCGCUGUGAGAAGCUCACCUUCAACAACCCUACCAAAGAAUUCAGGAGAAAGCUGCUCAAAGCUGGAGGGGUGUUGGUGGUUCCAGAGGGAACUGAAGCUGUGUCAAGGCCCAGUCCAGACUACCCGAUGCUUCCCACCAUCCCCCUCUCUGCCUUUUCAGACCCCAAGAAGACCAAGACCUCUCAUGUAUCAAAGGAACCCAGCAAAGAAGGAAGCGGCGGCAGCAGCAAGGGACCCAAGCCACAUAAACUGCCCAAGGAGCACCGUGAAAGGCCCCGAAAAGACUCUGAGAGCAAGACCACAUCGAAAGGUGACAAUGACAGAGACAGUAGUAGUAAGAGCAGUCGUGACCAGUCUUCAUCCUCAUCCUCAUCUUUGAAGAAGCCAGCAGAGAUUAAAACAAAAGAUGAAGUAAAGGUUCUUCCCAAGGCUGCUUUCAAGGAACCUAAACUGACGCUGAAGGAGUCAAAAAUGGAGGGCAUGUCUCCCAAAGGAGGGGGGGCUGGAGGUGGAGGGGGAGGAGGGGGUGGUCCUGCAGAGCCCAAAGCCCCAGGGAAGCGGCCCUCAACAGUAGAGUCUCCAAAGCCCAGCACCAAGAAGCAGAAGAAAUGCAGUUCUGAGGGCACAAAGGGGCCUAGUGGGGCCUUCACUGGAACUUCUCCUCGUGUCUCCUCCUCAUCUGCAGUCGGACAGCCCUAUGCAGAAAAAAAGCCUCCCAAGGAAAAGGGCCGCUGGGCCAAAAGCAAAAGUGACACACAGGAGCUAAAGGAGUCCAAGAAAAUUCCAGAGUCCGAAGAGUCUAAUUCAGAAGAUGAAGCUUCUUCAAAGUCAGAGCAGUCAGCUCCCUCCAGUCCCUCCAACUCCAGUUCCAGCUCUGAUUCCAGUUCAGACUCUGACUUUGAACCAGGACAGAAACAAGGUCAAGGGCCCCUGCGCUCCAUGGUAGAGGAGAUCCAGUCAGAAGAGUCUGAUGACGAUGACAGCAGCUCUGAGGAAGAGAUGCCUGUCAAGACCAACCCCCCCAACCGGGACUCACGACUCAGCCUAGACAGCGAGAGUGACAGCAGCGACGGCUCACACCGCCCCAGUCGAGACCCCGCCCCACCCCCACAGAAACACAACUCUUCCAACAAUAAAGUGUCAGGGAGAAAGAGUCCAGAUCCGUCAUUUCGCUCAGAGAAGAUGUUGAAGAAGGGAUACGACAAGGUAGGAAGGGCCUACACAGAGGAGUUAGUGGACCUCCAUCGCAGACUGAUGGCUUUACGGGAGCGCAACGUCCUUCAGCAGAUUGUCAACCUGAUAGAGGAGACGGGCCACUUUAACGUGACCAACACCACUUUUGACUUUGACCUCUUUUCACUGGAUGAGUCCACCGUACGUAAACUACAGAGCUACCUGGAGGCCACGGCCACGUGACAGGAAACGGGCAUUAGAGCACUGACUUCAGCAGUGGACAUGGACACUCAUAUGCCUUUGCUAACUUACAGGCCUGACUGAACUACCGAACAACUGCCGUAUAGAAACACAUGAACAAACCCAAGCACACACGAAGACACACCACCUUCCUGUGGCACUGGUGAGGAGCAGGAGCGAACUGAGCGAGAAAAAGGAAUUCUGAUGAAGAGCACUGCAGGAGCUGAUCUCCAUCUACACGUCAGGAUUUUUUUUUAUAUAUAUAUAUAUAUCUUUUAGCCGAGCCUCUGCAGAGCUAUGGAAUGCACCCCACACCCCCUCCUGCACUCGUAUGGGGUCCCCCACCUUUGCAGGCCUUCCUCCUCCUCUUUCUCACACAUACACACACUCCCUUACUCAGCGGAACACUCCAUGUCCCCUCCCCCCACUGGCAGCUGGGGCCCAUUUUCCUCCCGACAUAUUCUUGAGUUGUUUGCGUGUGGAUGUGAGCACUGCUGAGGUUUAGGAGGAGAUGUUGUCUUUGUGAUUCUUGACUCUUAUUUGUGUAUGGUGCUCCAGUACAAACACCAAUGGCUUCUUGCCAGUGCAGUUACACACACACACACACACACCAGCACCAACCUAGUGAAACACAGGUUCAUAUUUGUCUCCCAGGUCCUUUAAGCGUACACUGUACAUGAAGACACUGAGACGUUUUCGCCGCAUGCGUGUCGCUCUUAUUUGGAUGAACUUUCUCUUUCGUGUCAUCAUCUGGAUGUAUGUUCCUUUGAUAUUUUUUUUUUCUUCCCUUCUACUUCCUCACACUGAAAACUGAGCCUUGACCUCUCACCAACCCCCCAGCCGGUACACCCCCUUCCAAUGAGCUGCACCCCACCCUACAACCUCAUACUCAUAUUGUUGUGUGAAAGGGCUCGACUGCUCGCGGCCACAGCGGUGGAGGAACACUCCUCAAUUGCCUUCUAGUUUUAGGUGGGGGUUUAAAAGCCGUGAAGAAGUAGCCAUACUGGUCUCCCACAAUCCAAAACUAAGGAGAGAGAGAGAGAGACAAACAGAUCUAGGGGCCACGCUUUUUUACACUUUAUUUUUCUACAAGUGCAUUUUGUGUAUUUAUUCCCAGAUGGUGGUUACGAUAACCCAUGUGCUACGAAUGUAUAUCACUUUUACUUUUGUACGGCUAGCAACAGCCCCACUCUAGUGCCUUUCUGCAGCUUGUGGUUUGGGGUGGGGUGGGGGGUGAGCUCCGUUAGCAUCGCUAUGGUCACAGAUUGAAGACUACACCCCACUCCUCACCCAAAUCCCCCAUCUUUGGAAACAAGUGUUAAUUGGGAUGCCAGUAUUGUCUUAAUGAAUCCCCAAUCCUCCUUUACAAGUGUCUUCGUAGGCUGAGAUCCUUUUAUCGCUCAUAAUUUUAUCACAAUGACUCAAGCCCUUGAGCAGUUUUAACACAAU
Molecule: messenger RNA, 3338 nt
Organism: Thalassophryne amazonica
Lineage: Eukaryota; Metazoa; Chordata; Actinopteri; Batrachoidiformes; Batrachoididae
Gene: mllt1a
Product: MLLT1 super elongation complex subunit a
Exons: 12
Coding region: 126-1892 (588 amino acids)
Biological process (GO): regulation of DNA-templated transcription
Cellular component (GO): super elongation complex
Source: RefSeq, a predicted model, not a curated record